Messenger RNA from Eucalyptus grandis, 3027 nucleotides. RefSeq names its product putative disease resistance RPP13-like protein 2. Bases 1 to 3027 code for a protein of 1008 amino acids. Gene Ontology annotation, biological process: defense response to other organism. The transcript has a single exon. Lineage: Eukaryota; Viridiplantae; Streptophyta; Magnoliopsida; Myrtales; Myrtaceae. Gene Ontology annotation, molecular function: ADP binding. The record is from RefSeq and is a predicted model, not a curated record.
AUGGCUGAUUCCGGCCCGAGAAGCUACAGAAUGGCCGCUGAAGCCGCCGCCGAGAUCGUGUCACAGAAACUAGAUAUUCUUCUCUCUCGCCCUGAGUGGGUUGGGUGUUUUCCGAUGGAAACCCUCGUGAAGGACGCCAAGGAAAACCUGGCCACGAUCCAAGGAUUGAUUUCCACUAUAGGCAGAUCGUCCAGCAGCACAGAGUGGGCGGGGCGGCUCCUCCGAGCCCUGUACGACGCUGAGGAAUUCAUCGACAAGUUCCACCUCAAAGUGGCCCGUGGGAGGCACCAAGCCCUGCACGCUGCCACGAGGCCGCUCGUCACGCUUGUCCACAAGUACAUGCUAUGGAGGGACAUGUCCAAUUUGGUGAAGGCCAUGAAGGAGUUGUGUUCAGAUCAGUACUUGACAGACAAGGUGGAGACCGGGGGGGAGAGGAAAAAGGAAACUGCUGGUUCCUCCUCCCUCGCUAGUGCUCCGUGGGAAGGCCAAAAAUUGAAGAGACCGACUGAUUUCUGGGACCGGCAUGCACCGACGAACUUUGUAUGUCGUGGGACUCUGAAAGAGAAAAUUGUGAAGCGGAUCAGGGAGGAAGCGCAGUUGAAGAUAGUCCAUAUGAUUUCGAUCUGGGGUGAGAAAGGCGCUGGAAAGACGUUCCUCGCGAGAUGGGUCUACAGGGAAGCAAUGUACCUGGGCUUUGAUAUGCGAGCUUGGGUCCACAUCUCGGCCAUCAACGACCGGCAGGAGUUCCUGCUCGAGAUACUGAAGCAAAUGGACAAGCUAGCAAGGGGCGCGAUGGAUUUCCAAAGGAUACAGGAAAUGCUGAGCCAGAAAUUGGCCAAUGAGAAGAGGUUCCUCUUAGUCCUCGAUGACGUGCUCCCGUCUCACUUGGAACUCUUGGAACAGUUAUUGAUAGUCAUCCAGCCGCACACUUCGCAGGGCCACAUAAUCAUCACAACUGAAGAUGAUACGAUGGCCGAGAUGAAUACAGACUGGACAGGGCCGAUAGAGCUAGGAAAAUUGGGCGAUGAAGAAAGUCAGAGGAUGCUUGCAAUGAAGUUGUGCAGAGGACCCCAAUUUCUGAGCUCUCCGCAAGCAAAGGAUAAAUUCCUAAAGCAGAUUCCCGCCUUGCCGCUCUGUAUAUCCUUACUCAGUGGGUUACUGUCGUAUGCUAAAGGGCAUGCAGCAUUGGCGAAUGAUGGUUCUGAGAUUUCAGUAUCAAAUCUACUAGAAUUGAUUUAUGAUAGUCUGCCAGUCCAACUAAAACCGUGCUUCAUCUACAUGGCCUUGUUCCCCGUAGCUACUCCAAUUCCGACAAGAAGGCUAGUGAGGUUGUGGUUGGCUGAAGGCUUAUUGGAUUCGCAUUGUUGCAACAGAGGAAGGAAAAUGACGCCUGAGGAAGUGGGGGAGACUUUCAUUCUGGAGCUCGCGGAUAGGAGCGUGAUCGAUGUGGUGAGCUGGAGGGCGGAUGGAUCCCCCAAAGCUUGCCAUAUGCUCACCUCUCUGUAUGACUUGAUCCACCAGACCACGAUUAGCAUGGGGUCCCUCCACAUCCAAAACGCUAGCAAGUCUAAAGGCAGGAACGAACACGACCCAACCAGCCAGCACCAACGGUCGCUGGAUGCACCUCGGGAGAAGACCAAGGUCCAGUUCACGAAGCACACAAACAUGGUCGGAGGCAAAGACAGCAACCCACCCGAUUUGAAGCUCGGCCACGUCCAUUCGCUUCUGCCACUCUACAUGAGGAGAGGCAUACUCUCUGAGGAAAUGGACACAUUCCUUGGGAAGAUGACCUCCAAGGCUGACUAUAGCUUGCUAAGGGUGCUUGAUUUGGAGGGUGCGUAUCGGCCAUCCUUGCAAGGUGUGCUUCGCAAGCUGUUGCUCCUAAGGUACCUAGGAUUGAGAUCCACGUUGUUGGAUUCAAUCCCACGCGAGGUUGCGGAUCUGCGAUAUCUUGAGACUCUUGACAUAAAGGACACCAACAUCACUUCGCUGCCGAGUUCCUUGUGGAGGGCCAGGAACUUGAGGCACCUACAUCUCAACUGGUUCUGCAUAGACCCGAGGAAGAUCCUCAAGGCUUGGAGGAAAAAUCCCACGGCCUUGACUAAACUCCAAACCUUAAGCGGCCUGAUCAUGAACACGAUGACGGGCCACCCGGACAAGUUUUUUGUUUGGUUGGACACGAACAGUUUGACCACGCUCACCAAGCUCAAGCUUUUCUUGCAACACUUCGAUAACGACACCUCACGCCCUGUGGGACAAGCAGUAGCCAGUUGGAUUAGCUCGAAGCUUACCAAUCUCCAGUCCUUGACCUUUGGGGUGAUCCAAGAAACCAGGCCCGCGAUAGAAGCCCAGCUCACGAAAGAAGUCACACCAUCUAAAGAAGCCGAGCCCGCGAAAGAAGCCGAGCCAGCGAAAGAAGCCGAGCCCAUGAAAGAAGCCACAAAAGUUGACAAGCCAACGAAAGAAACCAAGCACUUGGAAGGACCCAAGCCCGCGAAAUCGCAGAUAGGCCCGUUGCCGAAACUGUCGUUGAAUGAACAUCACGAACUGUUCGAUCUCUACUUGAUGGGCCCACUCGAUACACACACCUGGAAAACACUCAUGCCGAGCUCACUCAGGGCAUUGACUCUGUCGGGUUCGAGGGUGGUGGAAGAAGGCAUGAUGCCCGACUUGGGUGAUCUCCUGAAGAACCUGAGAACACUCAGGCUCUUGGCCAACUCUUUCCUAGGCACUCGUCUGAGGUUCAUCAAAGAUGGGUUUCCAAAACUCAUGAUCUUGAAGAUUUGGAAGCUGCCUCAGCUUGAGGAGGUGGUUAUCGAAGGAGGAGCAAUGCCACACCUCAAAGAACUGGAGUUUAGGCAACUCGAGAAAUUGGAAACUGUUAAAGGGAUCGAGGAGUGCAACGAAUUGGAGAAUAUAUGCGUGAUAUCCCCAAGCGGUGCUCUCGUUGACCAACUCAAGGGAAAAAUAGGGGAGAAGACGAAUCUGCACGUUGAAAAUGACAUCAGAAGGCCCAGGUCCCUCUAG